UGUUGGCGUUGUCAAGAACAGUGCUCGGUCAAACUCAACUUCAUACUUUUACGAUAACAUGGCUGGAAUUAGCUGGCACUAUGUCUUCAAAUUCAUUAUCACCGGCGACGCAGCUGUGGGGAAAUCAUCACUCCUCAUACGAUUAACAGACCAAAGAUUCCUCGCGAAUCCUGAUCCGACACUAGGAGUCGAAUUUGGGUCGAAGCUCAUCACGAUUCCAGAAGAAAAUAAGAUCAUCAAGCUACAAUGCUGGGACACUGCAGGUACAGAAUCAUUUCGAUCCAUUACACGCUCAUACUACCGUGGCGCCGCUGGCUGCCUGCUGGUAUACGACGUAACUUCACGCAAGAGCUUCCUCAACGCACGAACAUGGCUGGCAGAUGUUCGUCAGCAUGCAGAUCCACAUCUUACCUGUAUCCUAGUUGGAAACAAAGUCGAUCUAUGCCAGGACGAGUCGGAAUUGGAGUCCAACUCAAAUGCAGAACGUACAUCCUCGACGCGCGUACAUAAUCAAUCCAACGCCGCCAAACACAAGCGCCAAGUAUCCGUAGAAGAAGCCGAGUUAUUUGCCAAAGAAGAAGGUCUCCUUUUCGUGGAAAGCAGUGCCAAGUCAGGUUUGAACGUCGAGAGAGCUUUCGAACAGGCUGCGAGGGAUAUCUUGGACAAGAUACAUCGAGGGACAUUUGAUGAUGAUCAGUCUCCUGGUGUAAAACUCUCGAAGCCUGCUACAGGGAACACACCAAACAACACCUUAUCUCUUGAUGGUGUCCGGAGUCGACCUUCAUGUUGCAGCUCUUGAUCUAUAACUGCGUCUCCCAUGUUGAUCCCGAGUAUGUAUGGACCGAUACAUUGUCCUCCGAUAUUACUCUGGGUUGGACUGUUUUCUGAGGGAUUGGGACAGACAGACAUGAAUGACCCUGUCGGUUCGUCUCCCCGCUUCUGUAUGUGUCGUCUUCAUCGUCACAAUCACUUAAGCGUAAGUGAGGUUUCGUGGAUAUUCAUUCACUCAUUAGUAUUUCUCGAUGUUGUAGUAUAUGUAGAGUAUAUGUAGCAAUUGUAUGGUGACGUACAACACCAAAUUUUUGUGUCAGUAUUCCAGAUGUACUUCAAAUACAGCGACAUAGGCUAUAGCUUCGUCGAAAGGACGUAGAAUAUAAAAUCGACCGG
Messenger RNA from Lentinula edodes (shiitake mushroom), 1167 nucleotides. Its product is annotated as ras-domain-containing protein. The record is from RefSeq and is a predicted model, not a curated record. The transcript is spliced from 7 exons. Gene Ontology annotation, cellular component: endosome. Gene Ontology annotation, biological process: regulation of endocytosis. Lineage: Eukaryota; Fungi; Basidiomycota; Agaricomycetes; Agaricales; Omphalotaceae. Bases 59 to 799 code for a protein of 246 amino acids. Gene Ontology annotation, molecular function: GTP binding; GTPase activity.